AUGGGGCCGUUUCGCAGCAACAGCCGCCGCGUACCCGCCAUCCUCGCGCUCGUUGCAAUCACAUUCGCGACGCUCGCCGCGUCGCAGGCGUUCGCGGGGAAGAUCAGGCAGGUGUUUGCGUUCGGCGACCAGGCGUUCGACACGGGCAUGAGUCGCUUCUUCAGCCAGUCCAUCUGGAAGGCCACCGCGCCGCCUUACGGUCAAAAUUGGGGCAAGGUAUCGGGCCGCUUCAGCAACGGCCGUCUCGUCCUUGACUUUAUCACGUUUCGUCUGGGACUCCCGAGCCUCUUCGCGUACCAUCGCAAGCCACUCGUGUCGAAGCAGGGAGCGAGCUUCUCGACUGCCGCGGCUGGCGCGCGUAACUGGGUGUAUGCGGGGAAGACACGCAGCCUGCAGACCCAGAUAGCGUACAUGCAGGAGUACAAGGACAAGCGCAAGAACAACCCGCAAGUGAUGCUCGACCAAUCACUGAUUAUGAUCAGUGCGGGAACCAACGACUAUGUGUCGGCGAUUCUCGGGCAGUCGGACGGGCAGAGCAUGGAGCAGGUGCUGUCUGCAACGACAGGGGCGAUAGUCAAGGCAGUACAGGACCUCAACGCAAUGACCAAGACCACCAAGAUUGUGGUCUUCGACGUGCCUCCUCUCGGGUGCAUCCCUGCCGUACGCUACUUCAAGAAAACCCCGGCGGGGCAGUGCGACGAGGCGAGCAACAAGAUAGCAGACCAGCACAACACGGGCGUGAGGGCCAAGCUGGAUAAGCUGAGGCAGGGGGGGGUGACCAACCUGAUUCUCUUCAAACAGAGCACCGUGUUCCGAGUCAAGGCCACUGCUGCAGGUGGUUUCAUUGACAAGACGUCGGUUUGCUGCGAGGGUAAAACACCCAGCGGAAAGAUGAUAGCCUGCGGGCAGACGCUGAAAGAGGGCGGCAAGAGCUACAGUGCAACAGUAUGCAAGGACCCUACUAAUCUGUCGCUCUUUCGUUUUCCCCUCCUUUUCCUCCCACUUUCCCCUUUCCCCCCCAUCACCACCCCCAACCCACCCCGCCCCCCUCCUUCUCACUUCUUCUCCUUCUCACUCCCCUCCUCACUCCCUCCGGGCUGGCCAGAGGGUUUUCUCCCGAGUGCCUCCGCUACUGUGCCAGCAACGGCACCUGUGCGCACGGUGCAUUGCCUUCGCUACUGUGCCAGCAACGGCACCUGUGCGCUCGGUCCCUUUGGCUACAUUGUGUGCAUGUGCAAUGCUGGUUACCACAUGCUCAACAACCAGCCUCCCUGUCUAUUGCCUGCUGGUUCGGACGGAGGCUCGGCAUCCCCCUCACAGCCCAUCUCCUCCUCUCCAACCACCAACGUCUCGCAGCCUCCCACCAACUCCCCCUCUCCCUCCUCCUCUCCCUCCUCCUCUCCAUCCUCCUCCCCACCCUCACCCUUCUCCUCCUCUGCCUCUCCGGGGUUGAUAAUCGGCAUUGUGGUUGCUGUGCUGCUGCUGCUAGUGGCUGCAGGGUUGGUCCUUUUUCUAUGGCUCAGGCGCAGGGAGAGGCGCAAGGGAGGGUUGGAGGCGGGGAAAUCCGGCAAGGCGGCUCAUUCGACUGUCCAUGCAGCAGGAGAAGGUAAUUGGCACAGGAGGAGACGCAUAGGAGGGCUGGAGGUGGGGACAGGUGGCAAGGCGGCCCAUUCCACUGUCCAUGCAGCAGGAGAAGGUGAAUCCUUCCAGAAAGGGCAGCAGGGUGGGGGGGGCGUUGGAGGGGGGAGCAUUGACUACGCGCCUCAAGUGUGUCAGAGAUUCGCCCUUGCUGACGUGGCACGGGCCACGGGUGGCAGCGAUGCCAACGAAGCACCAUCCCAACCUCGUCCGUCUGCUCGGUCACUGUGUGGACAUGCACCCAGCAGCACCGCACUGCACUCCUACUCCCUUUCCUCCCCUUCCUCCCUCUUUAGCGACCCAGCAGCACAGGGCGACCUGAGCAUGGAGCAAAUCGUGGUGUACGAGUUUAUGCCCCAGGGGGACUUGGAGCGGUGGGUGGGGGAGGGGGCGGCACAGCCGCUGCCGGUGGCGCAGCGCCUUGCGGUACAGAGCGGUGCAGAGAGGUACAGAGUGGUGCUGAGCUUUAUCAAGGGUUUAGGUGCGGUGCCAGCCGGUGUUGUCCUCUUCGGCGUGGUGAUGCUCAUGGUGCUCUCGGCACGCCCAGCAGUCACUGCCAAAUGGGCGGAGGACCUAAUAAAAUCGGGGAAAGCAGACCAACUCAAGGACCCCCGAUUGGACGCUCUGGCAGAUUUGAUUCUGCGGAUGGCGCAGCUGGCGCUGCGCUGCACUGCCAUGCCGGCCGCGUCUCGUCCUGACAUGGUGCAGGUGAUAUCUGAGCUCACAGCGCUGAGGAGGGAGUACCUGGGGGAGGCGUUACCUGGGUUGGCUGGGGGGGAAGAUGAGGAGGUGGAGGGGCAGAUGGGUGGGUGUUUUGAAGGUGAGCUUGCUGCUACCGAGAAAAUGGUGAAGGGAGGCAGUGCAGAGGUGUGA
Molecule: messenger RNA, 2511 nt
Organism: Closterium sp. Naga37s-1
Lineage: Eukaryota; Viridiplantae; Streptophyta; Zygnematophyceae; Desmidiales; Closteriaceae
Source: the annotation of a GenBank genome assembly